AUGCGUCUCCGGGAAAAGGCAUGGACCGGGUCCCCGCUUCAUGUGUAUUUACUAUUUACGACCUUCGGUUCUUGCAGAGAGAAGGGAAGCAAAGCAUUUCAUUUGUGCGUAUUUACAUUAUCCAGCGAACAUUUUGUGAGUAAGAGAAGCAAAGAAGAAUAUAAGAGAAUUCAAUGACAGGUGUUGCAGAGAGAUCAGAAGGUGUUACUCUCGAAGGGUUGAGGAAGAGAAUGGCGGAGUUUGCAAAGGAAAGGGACUGGGAUCAAUUUCAUAGCCCCAGAAAUCUCCUUCUGGCUCUGGUGGGAGAAGUGGGAGAGCUGUCCGAGAUAUUCCAGUGGAAGGGGGAGGUUCCAAGAGGACUGCCCGAUUGGAAAUACGAAGAGAAGGAACACCUGGGUGAAGAGCUUUCGGACGUACUGCUUUACCUUGUUAGGGUCUCUGACAUAUGUGGCGUUGAUCUUGGUAAAGCUGCUCUCCGUAAGCUGGAACUCAAUGCCAUUAAAUACCCAGUCAAGCUCUGCGAGGGCUCCUCCAAAAAGCCCACGCAAAUCAACGUGACAGACAACAACGAUGGCAAUUCUAAUGGUGGCGUUACGGCCAUCAGCAACAGUGACAGAAAAAGCCGCAGUGAUGGUGUGUGAUCUUCCUCUGAUUUUAUGUCCCCUUGACUUAUCCUCUCUCCUUUUAGGUUCUUGGAGUAUUGGCAAUGGCUAGUCAUUGUCAAAGUCAAGUGUAAAUUUUACCUUUUUUUAUCACAAAAUUUCUACAUUGAACUAGCUAUAGCCAUAUAUUUUAGUUUUGAGCUACAGUAACUUUCCCCACCUAGCUAUAUUUGGCUAUACACUAUUGAAGGACCAAAUGAGUUUUUUAUUAUUU
Juglans regia (Persian walnut) is the source of this 876-nucleotide messenger RNA. Its product is annotated as dCTP pyrophosphatase 1-like. The transcript is spliced from 2 exons. Gene Ontology annotation, molecular function: nucleoside triphosphate diphosphatase activity. Gene Ontology annotation, biological process: nucleoside triphosphate catabolic process. The coding region runs from base 174 to 641 and encodes 155 amino acids. NCBI's taxonomy places the organism in Eukaryota, Viridiplantae, Streptophyta, Magnoliopsida, Fagales, Juglandaceae. The record is from RefSeq and is a predicted model, not a curated record.